UCAAAUAUAUGUGUUGCCAUGAGACAUCUAACCGUUAGAACAUAUCGGCGUUCUAUUGAACGUUUUCUGUUCGAAAACAAGGAACCUGAAUUUGCUGUUCAACAACAACAACCUUGACUGAUUUUUGAGACCUGAGAUUGAAACAUCGACUGGAAAAUGCCCGGGUGCUUUUCAACAUUGACGGAGAGAGUGCGAGGACGUCGCGGCCUACUGCGUCGACAGGUUGUUCAAAUUCAUUUGUGGCUUGUUUUUCUUGUCUUUUUCCGUUUUGCAGGGUUCGCGAUCGUCUGGAGGUGGACAGCGACAGCGACUUCGAAGAUGAAUCAACUGUACUGGAUGAGGUCCAAUUGGAUGUGCCACUGCUGCCAGUUAUCCUUCAUGUCCAGGAUGCUGCUAUCAUCCUUGAGGAUGUGCCGACUUUCCUUGAGGAGGCCACUGGUAAUUGGCAGCUGAUACUGAUUAUGUUCAGCCCCCUGUACUGUGGGCCUGUUGUGAUCAGGAACAAUGCCGGUCCGGUGGCUAAAGCCUGGAGGACUUUCCAGUUCAUCAGCCCCAUUAUCACCUACAUGCGUGGGGGAUCCCAGCAGGUGGUGGUGAGGAUGCACCAUGUGAGUAGGGUUCGAGGCCUGGAGACUCAACUGGUGUGGGCCAUCUCCAAGGAGACAGCCAGGCUUAGUCCAGAGGGCAUCCCCUACUGUGCCACCAAGGUGCAGUCUGUCACUUGGAUCCAGUAUGUGGCUGGCAGGGUGACCCAGUAUGCAUCUCACCUCCGCCACGAGACGUCUGUGGACGUGACGCUUGGCUGCUACCAGCAGACUGAUGUCUCGGUGGUGUACGCUACUCUCCACAUGGGGCUGGAUGGGCUGCUCUCCUCCUCGGCGUGGUCGGAGGCUGCCUCCGUCUCUACGCCCACCAAUCAGCAGUUCACUGAGCCAGAGCCUGAGGGCCACAACUGCUAUGAGGGCUGGGAGGAGGACCUGCUGCCUGAGGAGAGGGAGGUUCCUCUGCUAAACCUCUACCUUACCACCAAGAGAGUGGAGGACAUCGCCCUGAGGCUCGUCUCCCUGCGCCAGGCCUUCACUACACUACUUGGUUCCACCCUGAGCAGGAACCAUCUGUUUGUGGCAGGAAAGGUCCUAAUGGGCGCACUGGUUCAGGCCCACCACAUGGACGAGGCCGAAUUCAUCCGUGCCUAUAACGACUUUGUGGACUACCUGAGUGACCCCUCCAAGCAGAUUGACAUUGAGAGGGAGCUGGCUGAGGCAAAGAUCCAUCAUGUUAACCUGAUAGAUGUCCUCUUUGAACUGGUGAUGUUUGGGAUGAUGACAGCUCAGAAGUCCAUGAUGGUGCACCCUGGUGGGUUCAUGGAGCGUCUGUACGCUCUCCUGUACUCCUUCCUGCCCGCUGCUGCCAGCAUUGAGCCAAAGGCUGAGAGAUACCUGCUGCUGCUCAAUGGCGGGCUGAUGGCUCUGCUAGAUGACAUGUUUGGGCAGCAGCUGGCCUGGUACUUUAACCCAGAGUCUCUGGUCACUGAGCUCUCCAGCCUCCUGGAGUACCACCUGGAGAACCUCAUGGCCAGCAUGUAGUCCUGCUGCAGAGAUCUGAAAGACCACACUUCUCUCUGUCCGUCCAUCUCUCUCUCUCUCCAUCUCUCUCCAUCUCUCUCUCUCUCCGUCCAUCUCUCUCUCCGUCCAUCUCUCUCUCUGUCCAU
This is a messenger RNA of Salmo salar (Atlantic salmon), 1711 nucleotides long. NCBI's taxonomy places the organism in Eukaryota, Metazoa, Chordata, Actinopteri, Salmoniformes, Salmonidae. The record is from RefSeq and is a predicted model, not a curated record.